CUUAAACCUACUUAACCUUUACUCUCGCCAUUGCCUUUCCCUCUUUUCCUUCCUCCUCAUCCUCUCUCAGACACUCUCCCCUCAGUUCCCAAACUGUCUCCUCACAUCCUCACAAUGGCUUCUCGCAACUUCACAAAGGCCCUCCGUGGCCCUGCCCGCCAACUGGCUUCUGCUCCCCGUGUUCAGCAGCGAACUUUCGUUGCUGCUGCUCGCUCCGCUGCUCGUGUUGGUGCUGUUGCCCGACCUGUUGCCGCUGGCCCCGUCCAGCAGCAGGUUCGUGGUGUCAAGACCAUUGACUUUGCUGGCCACAAGGAGGACGUCUAUGAGCGUGCCGACUGGCCCCAAGAGAAGCUUCUUGAGUACUUCAAGAACGACACCCUGGCCCUCAUUGGCUACGGCUCUCAGGGCCACGGCCAGGGUCUUAACCUCCGUGACAACGGCCUCAACGUCAUCGUUGGUGUCCGAAAGAACGGAAAGUCCUGGAAGGAUGCUGAGCAGGAUGGCUGGGUUGCCGGCAAGAACCUGUUCGACGUUGACGAGGCCAUCUCUCGUGGUACCAUCGUCAUGAACCUUCUCUCCGAUGCUGCCCAGUCUGAGACUUGGCCCGCCAUCAAGCCCCAGCUCGUUGAGGGCAAGACCCUUUACUUCUCCCACGGUUUCUCCCCCGUCUUCAAGGACCUCACCAAGGUUGAGGUUCCCUCCAACAUCGACGUCAUCCUCUGCGCUCCCAAGGGCUCUGGCCGAACCGUCCGAUCUCUCUUCCGUGAGGGCCGUGGUAUCAACUCCUCUUUCGCCGUCUACCAGGAUGUCACUGGCAAGGCCGAGGAGAAGGCUAUCGCCCUUGGUGUCGCCAUCGGCUCUGGCUACCUCUACAAGACCACCUUCGAGAAGGAGGUCUACUCCGAUCUCUACGGUGAGCGUGGCUGCCUCAUGGGUGGUAUCCACGGUAUGUUCCUCGCUCAGUACGAGGUCCUCCGCGAGCGCGGCCACAGCCCCAGCGAGGCCUUCAACGAGACUGUUGAGGAGGCUACCCAGUCUCUCUACCCUCUUAUCGGCGCCAACGGCAUGGACUGGAUGUACGAGGCUUGCUCCACCACUGCCCGUCGUGGUGCCAUCGACUGGAGCCCCCGCUUCAAGGACGCCCUGAAGCCAGUCUUCAACUCCCUCUACGACGCCGUCAAGGAUGGUUCCGAGACCAAGCGAUCUCUCGAGUACAACAGCCAGCCUGACUACCGUGAGAAGUACGAGGCAGAGAUGAAGGAGAUCCGUGAUCUCGAGAUCUGGCGCGCCGGCAAGGCCGUCCGAUCUCUCCGACCCGAGAACCAGAAGUAAGCGGCUAUUAAUGUUGAAUGAUAAUUUGUGAGCGGGAGAUGGACAUGGGAUGGGAUGCCUAGGAAACGGCUUUUAUGAACCACAUGAACUUUCUGUCUGUACUUUUAAAAAAUUUCCUGGGCUCUGGAGGGGGAUCUGAAAUUGGUCCAAAAGUUGAUAUCAGGCUUGAAGCCAAAACGAAUACCAUUUUUAUUUUACGUUAGACGAACAAAUCCUAUCGGUUCAAUUCGCUGGUG
This is a messenger RNA of Fusarium oxysporum Fo47, 1568 nucleotides long. RefSeq names its product ketol-acid reductoisomerase. Gene Ontology annotation, cellular component: mitochondrion. Gene Ontology annotation, molecular function: ketol-acid reductoisomerase activity. Lineage: Eukaryota; Fungi; Ascomycota; Sordariomycetes; Hypocreales; Nectriaceae. Bases 115 to 1332 code for a protein of 405 amino acids. The record is from RefSeq and is a predicted model, not a curated record. Gene Ontology annotation, biological process: L-valine biosynthetic process. The transcript is spliced from 3 exons.